Messenger RNA from Argentina anserina (silverweed cinquefoil), 1470 nucleotides. Its product is annotated as ribulose bisphosphate carboxylase/oxygenase activase, chloroplastic. Lineage: Eukaryota; Viridiplantae; Streptophyta; Magnoliopsida; Rosales; Rosaceae. Gene Ontology annotation, molecular function: ATP binding; ATP hydrolysis activity. The coding region runs from base 22 to 1308 and encodes 428 amino acids. The transcript has 11 exons. The record is from RefSeq and is a predicted model, not a curated record.
GAAGUCUGAAUCCCCAAAACGAUGACUCUCUGCAACUCACUUCUUCUCAAAACCCCAAUCUUCCCUCCCUUCCAUUUCUUCCCUCACCAUUUUCCCACCACCACCAACAAACCCAUCUUCUCCCUCUCCUGCUCCUCCUCCCUCCCUAAUGUCCCCAAAACCGACGACGGCGCCGGUGAGCCGACGACCAACAAGAGGCUCUCGGAUCAGUCCUCCUGGGAGGCCAAGGACUCCAUGGGCGAGGACUACUUGUACAGGCUCGGAAAAGAGGCCGAUAACAUGAACAUCGCCGUCGGAGCCCGUGCAGGAGUCAUCGACGACCUCUUCACCGGUCAAUUCCUCGGCCGUGACUCCGACAUCGUGUUUGAUUACCGCCAGAAGGUCACCAGGUCGUUCCAGUACCUCCAAGGCGAUUAUUACAUUGCGCCUCUCUUCAUGGAUAAAGUUGUAUGCCAUAUGACGAAGAACUACCUUGCUCCUGUUCUCAAAACUAAAGUUCCUUUGAUCCUUGGUAUUUGGGGAGGAAAAGGCCAAGGAAAGUCAUUUCAGACUGAACUUAUAUUUCAAGCUAUGGGGGUUGAACCUGUAAUAAUGUCUGCUGGGGAAUUAGAAUCAGAAAAGGCUGGGGAACCAGGAAGAUUGAUACGGGAACGCUAUAGAACAGCUUCUCAAGUUGUCCAGAACCAUGGCAAGAUGAGCUGUUUGAUGAUCAAUGACAUUGAUGCUGGCCUUGGUAGAUUUGGAAACACUCAGAUGACAGUAAAUAAUCAAAUUGUUGUUGGAACUUUGAUGAAUCUAUGUGAUAAUCCUACAAGAGUUAGCAUUGGACAAGAAUGGCGAGACUCGGAUAUCACAAAUAGAGUUCCUAUCAUUGUUACAGGGAAUGAUUUUUCAAAAAUAUAUGCUCCCUUAAUACGAGAUGGAAGGAUGGAAAAGUUUUACUGGCAACCUAACCGUGAGGAUAUCAUAAACAUUGUUAACAGAAUGUAUGAAAAAGAUGGAAUAUCCAGGGAUGAAGUUGUAAGUAUAGUGGACACUUUUCCUAACCAAGCAAUGGAUUUCUAUGGAGCUCUGAGGUCUCGAACUUAUGACCGGUCAAUUUUAAAGUGGGUUGAUGAUAUUGGUGGUGUUGAAAGUCUUGGAAAAAACCUUUUGAAGCGGAGAAAGGACGACAAUCUUCCUGCAUAUACUCCUCCAAAGCAAACAAUGGAAGCUUUGCUUGAAUCCGGGUAUUCUCUGCAGAAAGAACAACAGUUGAUAAUGGAUAGCAAACUUUCAAAGGAAUACAUGAAGAACAUGGAUGAUUAGAACUUGGGUUUUUUUCAUAUUUGCUAUAUGUAUCAUCAUUCAUAAGCUGGAUGCUCUUUGGCUUUUUUCGUGUGCAUAAACUGUAAUACUUCAAGUGCCAUUUUACAGGGUUCUGCCGAUAUUUCACUGUCAUGUUCAAUUUAAAAGCACUAUUGUUGGCAG